AUGAUCAUUGCUGAUCUCGAGAAUCAUCGUAUCGUCCAAUGGAAGAUGGGUGAUACGAAUGGACAAGUUAUAGCUGGUGGCAAUGGGAAAGGAAAUCGAAUGGAUCAGUUGAAUUAUCCAACCGAUGUGCUAAUCGACAAAGAGACUGAUAGUCUCAUUAUUUGCGAUGCAGAGAAUAGACGAGUCGUACGAUGGUCUCGUCGUAGUGGUACAACUCAAGGAGAAAUCCUCAUCGACAACAUCGAUUGUUGGGGAUUAUUCAUGGAUGAUCAGAGAUAUCUCUACGUCUCUGACUGGAAAAAACAUGAAGUAAGACGAUAUCACAUAGGAGACCAGAAUGGAAUUAUCAUGGCUGGUGGAAAUGGCAAAGGUGCUGGUUUCAAUCAACUCAACUUGUCGCCCGACAUCUUCGUCGAUCAACAACAGACUGUCUACGUGUCAGACAACAACAAUCAUCGUGUGAUGAAAUGGAAUAAAGAUGCAAAAGAAGGAAUUGUCGUCGCCGGAGGUCAAGAUCAAGGGGAAGCUCCGACACAAUUGUCACAUCCUAACGGACUAGUCGUCGAUACAUUGGGUACCAUCUAUGUGACAGAAGUAGGGAACGAUCGAGUGAUGCGUUGGCCUAACGGAGCAAAACAGGGUACUGUCAUUGUGGGUGGAAAUGGCCGAGGAGCAGGAGCAAAUCAGUUCAAUGGUCCUGUUGGUUUGUCCUUCGAUCGACAAGGCAAUCUCUAUGUCGUCGAUUUCAGAAAUAAUCGUGUUCAAUUUUUUUCAAUUCAAUAA
Messenger RNA from Rotaria sp. Silwood1, 783 nucleotides. The record is from the annotation of a GenBank genome assembly. NCBI's taxonomy places the organism in Eukaryota, Metazoa, Rotifera, Eurotatoria, Philodinida, Philodinidae.